GUCAUAGCGAAACAAAAUGGAUGCGCCCAUGACCGACCACUUGUCAACAGUACGCCAUGUGAUUUUGGUAUUGUCUGGUAAAGGUGGAGUUGGAAAAAGCACGGUGGCAUCACAGCUUGCCCUUGGACUAAAACAUGCUGGUAAAAAGGUGGGAUUGCUAGACGUGGACUUAUGUGGUCCAAGUGUUCCUAAAAUGUUUGGUGUGGAAGGAAAUGACAUUCACCAAUGUCCUGAGGGUUGGUUACCAGUGUAUGUAGACAAGGAACAGAGACUGGGUGUGAUGUCUAUAGGUUUUCUUAUCGAAGGCAAAGAUGAUGCAGUGGUCUGGAGAGGACCAAAGAAAAAUGCUAUGAUCAAGCAGUUCCUGAGUGAUGUAGUGUGGCGUGAUAUUGAUUACUUGGUUAUUGAUACCCCUCCUGGUACCUCAGAUGAACAUAUUACUGUGAUAGAAAGUCUCAAAUCUUACUGUCCAGACGGUGCUUUACUGGUGACCACACCACAGGGUGUGGCUGUCGGAGAUGUUAGGAGGGAGCUGACAUUCUGUCAUAAAACUGGAGUACCUGUUCUUGGUAUCAUAGAAAACAUGAGUGGAUUUGCAUGCCCAUGUUGUGGUGAGGUGACCAAUGUUUUCUCGAAAGGAGGUGGAGAGGCCCUGGCGAAACAGUCUCAUGUGCCAUUUCUUGGCUGUAUCCCACUUGAUCCACAGCUGGCACAGUCGUCAGAGGAAGGGAAAGACUUCCAGGAACUAUUCGCACAGUCGCCAACAUACACUGCAUUGAACGAGGUGUUACAAAAACUCAUAGCUGUUGAUAAAGACUUUUAGCACUAAAUGACAUCAUCAACUGAUGCUUAUUUGUGAAAAAGUGCCAUUGUGAUACAAUUAAGUAUUCAAAAUUCAUAAUUACUAAGUACCUUGAGAAUUGUAGACUACUGUAUUUAUUUGUAUUGUCAACAAGAAUUUGAUGGAUAGCCAUUAUUUUACAUCAAAGGUCUUUACUGAGUAAUACAACAAGUAAUUUUGUUCUGUAUAGCUAUUUCGAGGGAAAUAAUGGAUUAACUUCAAGAUUUGAAAAAGCGUCCAUGUUAUUCACUUAACGAACACUAUCAGUUGAAUGAAAAGAUCUUAGUUUCUGUUUGAAAACAUCAUAAGUGUCUUAGAAGAAAACAGUAGUGACUUACAUGUAUGCCUUGUACUUUUAACUUCAUGCACAAUACAGAAAAGAUGGCAAUAUGAUAUUAAGUGCUUGACUUACUAAGUCGGCAAGCACAGAGUUUUAAAACGUAAGAUUGUAAAUAGUUUUGAAAUAUUUCAGUCUUUAUUGUCAGUGAUUUUGUGUAUGUUUUGAUGUGUUCUUGUUCUGUUGAUCGGGUAAAUUUUUGCUACUUCAAGUAGUAUAACUCUUGACGUUUUGCAACAAUUCUAAGAGAGAGCUUAAUGAAACAUUAAAUCCGGCAUACAGAAAUAAUAAUAAUUUUCAUUUAUAAACAGCAGCCAUUUUGGAUGUCAUUCUUUAAUUCGGAUGAAAAACUCCAGUGUAAAAUAGCUAUCAUGCUGAUAUAAAUUACUCCCACCUAUUAAGUAAUUGACCAAUCACAGUCUGUGCACUAGCAAUAAGAAAAAAAUGGCGCAUUCUGUACAACCAUUAUAAGCUGGGAACAAGUCGACCCUACCUCAGAAAAAAGUUUGUAGAGUUCUGCUCUUGUGUGAGAAAGGCAGGAUUUUUAUGCCCCCGAAGGUGGGCAAAUUAAAAUCGCGCUGUCCAUCGUGUGUGUGCAUGCGUCCAUAUAAAUUCUUGUACGGGCUGUAACUUAACAUUCAUAAGGGGAUUUGAAAAUAAUUUGACACAAAUGUUAACCAUAUUGAGGUGUAUCAUGCUUUUGACUCCGUGUCUCUCAGGUCAAGGUCAAGGUCACAAAAUGUGUGAUUUUUUUUCUUGUCGGCUUCGGAGGCAUUUGUCACUAAUAGUGAUAGCUCGUUAGUCAAGUAGUACUAGCGUUAAAUUAGUCUACGAGUGAUGUUGAUGAUUGUCCUUUCUUUAUUUUGUAGGUCAUGAAAUAAUACAAAUCUUUGUAUAUGGAAGUUUAUACCUUUAUAAAGUUCAACACUUGACUGGUUUUAGUAAAAUUUUUGCUAAUUUUCUAAGGUUUCUUUAAGGUAGUUCUGCACUUUUGGAUCGAAACAUUUUCUGCAAUGUAGAAUUUGAUUAAACUCUGAUUUUUCAAAACUUAAGAAUAUACCUUGAAAAUUCAGCAAAUAAAAAAGAUAUGGUCGUGUGCUUGAUUUUUUGCUAGACUGAUUUGAAAAGUCCGGACAUCACGCAAUGUUUCAUAAUGGGAGUCUAUGGGAAAAUCAUAAUUUUCCUAACAUUUUCGGUAAUAGAAUGUUUUCUACAAUGUAGAUUUUGAUAAAACUUCUCACAGUUGUAAAUAAACACAUGGCCUAUCAUUUGGUUAAAUAAAAUUUAUAGGUCCGUGUGCUUAUUUCUGAGCUAUUUGACCAUGAUUAAAGUGAACCGGACAUUUCAAGCUAAUUCUAAGACAUUAUUUUGAAUGUUUUAUCGUGUACUAUGUUUUAAUGUCAUAUUUUGACUUUAGAAAUAUAGCAACAGUACCACUGUAAUACAUUUACUCACAUGUUUCCAUUAAUUCAUAAACUGAUUUUCAUUUCCGUACGCCGAAUCCAGGCUUUAGUCUGCGUUUUCAGGAUAAAUGACGUUAUGCCAUCACUUCCGGUUUUUCAAACGUGCAGAACUACCUUAAGCUUUAGCCUGCUGGCAGCAAGUGAUUCUGCCUUUGCGACCAGUCCAGACCAAGAUCAGCCUGCACAUCCGUGCAGUCUGAUCAUGGUCUGCACUGUUCGCUAUUCAGUCAGUAAAUUUUCAGUGAAAAUCCCUUCGAAUAAUAAAUGGUAUUGCCCAUAUUGAAUGAUGGACCAGUCCAUUUUAGAAAUUUAGCAGGCUAAGGGUUAAGCUUUAUCUAAAAAGAAAUUUGGUCAGAUAUUGCAUAUUCCCCUUUCUUCGUUUGCCAUUGUCGUAUUCAGUAACACAGAGACACUCGGAAGUAUAGGCUAGUACUGAUGACCACUGUAACGAUUAUUGACUUGUUUUCCAAGUAGUAUUGUUAUUACUUAACUUUUUGUUAAUGACUAAGACCUCUUUACAUGAUGUUCAUGCUACAUGUUGUACCAUCUCAGCAAGUUGAACUGUGGACUACAGAGGUAACAAGCUUAGUCCCUAGACAUAACAUCCUUUAUAAGUUAUAUUGCUCAUUUCAUUCAACCUGUCCAUUUGUUUCAUGUUUGAAAGUUGUCAAACCAGUUUGUUCUGAUAAAUAAUACUGCAAGUUUAAGGUAGCAGCUAUCAGUGAUUUCAAUGUGAUUACACUUCUUGUAUGGCAUUUUAGCCUUCUUUGUACAAUAAGUCACACGACCUGGCUCACAUGAGUUAACCGAUGGCUGAAAUGGCAUCUAGAGAAUACAUACGAUAAUCAAAUGCAGGGCUAGCGCUGGGUUGAAAAAAGUUUGAGCCAAAUUUUUACGCAGCAGACCGAAGAGGCUCGCAUGCCCAUUCGCGUGCCCACGACAGGGCUUUGGUGGGGUUCACAGGGGGGCUUUGCCCCCUGAAACUUUUGGGCUUUAAGGUAUUUCAAAUGCUUAGAUUGCAGCAGAAAACCCCUUUAUCCAUAAACUUUAAAUCAUACUAAAUGCUUCAUAACUGAAUAGUCUGUCCUUGUGUAAUAAUAAGCAAAACAGUGCAUCAAGGAUAAAUUUAUUAUUAAUCAUAGUUUAUAUCAUUUCUCAAUAAACUAACAAUAUAGGCUCGCACGCCAAUUUGCGUGGCCAUGACAGGGCUUUGGUGGGGUUCACAGGGGGCUUUGCCCCCUUAUACUUUUGGGCUAUUUCAAAUGCUUAGAUUGCAGCAGAAAACAGCAUUAUCCACAAAUGUUAAAUCAUAUUAAAUGCUUCAUAACUGAAUGGUCUGUCCUUGUGUAAUAAUAAGCAAAAUAGUGCAUCAAGGUUAAAUUUAUUUUUAACCAUAAUUUAUAUCAUUUCUCAAUGAAUUAAUAAUACUGGUAUAUUAUAUACAUGUAACGAGUGUAUAUCAAAAUCCCCUUGAUCAAAAUCCCCUCCACUGAAAAAUGACUGUGUGUUACAAAAUCCCCUUCACACAUUUGCAGGGGGUACCAUAAUCCCCUCUGUGAUUAACAUUAUAGAUAUAUAGAUAUUAGUGCUCCAAAUUAUAUUAUGUUUGCUAAAGGCAUUGUAUUUACGUGCUUUAUGCAAUAGACUUUUAAGUUGUAUAUAGUUGUAUUUGAACUUGAUGAAAUAAGUAAAAAUCACAGAGGGGAUUAUGAUACCCCCUGCAAAAGUAUGAAGGGGAUUUUGUAACACCCUAUCAUUUUUUAGUGAAGGGGAUUUUGAUUGUCUCCCACAUGUAACUACUGGGACAACUCUUAAGCAAUGUUUUUAUUUAUUAAUUUUGAAAUAAAUCACACAAUUUUACAAGUAAUCCACAAGCAACCAAGGAAAGUCUAUUUUCCAUUUUUUAGCUGGAUUGUUUCACUUUUCACAGAUUUUGCUUUCUUUGCAGGAGGUAAACUACCUGAUUCAGAACUAAGAUUCUCAGCCGUAAUGACAAGCAAGAAAUUAAUUUAAAAACAUUUUAUUAUAUACUUUUUGGCAUCAAUAAUGAAUUACUUAUUUGAAAUAAUUUUAUUUAAUUAAACUUUUUUGAACAAUAAACAUGAUAAAGAUCAAACUUUAAUCUUGUCUUUUGAUGAGAUAAUAAGAUGGCCCAAUAUUUUAUUCAAUCAAGGAACUUCAAUCAUGGCAUGAUUGUGCCACAAACAAACACCUUUGAUCCAUGUAUAUUCAUUAAUCAGUACCAAUUUAGCUAAACAAACUGUGAGAGAUGCUUUUAAUUACCCCAAGGGCACAGGUUUAUUGUCACUUGAUGGUGACUGUGCCUCUUGUUUAUUGUAUGUUUGUCACAGUCUGUCUUGGCACUCUUUGGUCCAAAAUAACAUUAUAUAAAAAUUGACUGGUUUUAGUUCUUAAAGUAGGGUUUUUUUAGAGUUUGAGCCAUUUCUGAAUUUUCUUGAGCCGAAAUUAGCAUUUUAAGCAUUUUGCUCAAAAUGCCCAUUCCAGCGCUAGCCCUGAAAUGCUUAUCUCAGACUGGCAAUUUUCGGUCCACAACCUUAAGCAUUUUGACUCAGUUUGAUGAAAAUAUGAGCCACGCCAUGAGAAAACCAACAUAGUGGCUUUGCGACCAGCAUGGAUCCAGACCAGCCUGCGCAUCCGCGUUGUCUGGUCAGGAUCCAUGCUGUUAGCUUUCAAAGCCUAUUGCAAUUAGAGAAACUGUUAGCAAACAGCAUGGAUGCUGACCAGACUGCGCGGAUGCGCAGGCUGGUCUGGAUCCAUGCUGUUCGCAAAGCCACUAUAUUGGUUUUCUCAUGGUGCGGCUCAAUUAUUGUAGCCGAUAUAUUGCCAUGUUCCAUAUUGAAGAUUUGAAUGUUUGUUAUCUUUGUACAUUAUUGUAGCAUAGCAAAGCUUACAAUGUGAUAACUAUUUUUAUAUACACAUUUGUGCUUGUCAACAUGUAAUAAAUUAUCUGUUACAACAAAA
This is a messenger RNA of Mercenaria mercenaria, 5623 nucleotides long. Its product is annotated as cytosolic Fe-S cluster assembly factor NUBP2 homolog. The record is from RefSeq and is a predicted model, not a curated record. Gene Ontology annotation, cellular component: cytosol. Gene Ontology annotation, molecular function: 4 iron, 4 sulfur cluster binding; ATP-dependent FeS chaperone activity; ATP binding. Gene Ontology annotation, biological process: iron-sulfur cluster assembly. Bases 17 to 823 code for a protein of 268 amino acids. The transcript has 8 exons. NCBI's taxonomy places the organism in Eukaryota, Metazoa, Mollusca, Bivalvia, Venerida, Veneridae.